Nannizzia gypsea CBS 118893 is the source of this 765-nucleotide messenger RNA. RefSeq lists its product as hypothetical. Bases 1 to 765 code for a protein of 254 amino acids. NCBI's taxonomy places the organism in Eukaryota, Fungi, Ascomycota, Eurotiomycetes, Onygenales, Arthrodermataceae. The transcript has a single exon. The record is from RefSeq and is a predicted model, not a curated record.
AUGGCCAACAUUCAGAGACUUUUAGACUAUCUUAUGGUGCCCCCUCCAGGCCAGCCUACCAUGGAAACGCACAGAUCACCUAACACGUCAAAUGACAGUUACAAAUGGAGUGAUAUCCGCAGCGUCGGUCAAUGGACUGAAUUCACAUACGCCCAUAUUAUCCAGCGUUACGGGGUGUUGCUUCAGGAAGCUGAAAUUCAGAGCGAACCAAUGCCAGAUUCUCCCCCACAACCCAUACGUACUGAGCCGAUGUUCGCAGUCCGUGUUACUACCUACAUUCAGAGUCGGCUACGUCGUGCGCUGCGAGCUGGCUUCCAGCAUAAUACACCUCAGCUUGCCAACCUUACUCCUAUUACAGUUGAUAUUGGUGAUGCGGCCCAGAUAAUCAACAAUUUCCGACCCGAUAUUGCCUUUUUCCACGCUGGUACCCCUCUCGGCUCCUCUCCAAAUCGCUGCCCAGGGGACCUCAAGGUGUCAUGGAAAUGGGGAUCUAAUUGGCAAACAGCCCAGUCGGUGUUAUAUCGUAAAGAGUAUUUGCAGGUUCUGUCGCAGGUCAAUUAUUAUAUGAAACAGCAUAACACGCAGUACGGAUUUGUCUUAACCAACACUGAACUAGUCCCUAUAAAGAGACUCGACGCACGCGGCAACUUGCUGGUAGCGCAGGCCAUACCAUGGGAAGCAGCAGGACCGGGACGUUUGACAAUUCUUCUAGGACUUUGGUAUAUCGGGAUGUUGGGGGCAGAUAAUAACUGGCAACUGCAGUAG